GAAUUUGCUAUGAAGAUGUAUCAAAAUAUGGUUCUUAUCGAUCAGAUGGACAAAAUUCUUUACGAUUCGCAACGCCAGGGACGCAUAUCCUUCUACAUGACAAGUUCUGGCGAAGAGGCUAGUCAUAUUGGUUCUGCAGCAGCACUGCAAGAUGACGAUUUAGUUUAUGCGCAAUAUCGAGAGGUUGGUGUGCUUUUAUGGAGAGGCUUUUCGCUCGAAAAUUUGAUGCACCAGUGCUACGGAAAUGCUAAAGAUAUUGGUAAAGAUUACUUUUUGCUAAAGAUUUCAAAUUCAGCUCCCAGUAAAAUGAACCUGCUACAGCUGGUGGAAAGCAGAUGCCAGUGCAUUAUGGUUCAGCGGAACAUCACUAUGUCACGAUAUCUUCACCACUGGCCACGCAAAUACCUCAAGCUGUUGGAUCAGCAUAUUCUUUUAAAAGGUUUGGGUCGUUAUUUCGCUCCUCCCUAG
Gongylonema pulchrum is the source of this 468-nucleotide messenger RNA. Lineage: Eukaryota; Metazoa; Nematoda; Chromadorea; Rhabditida; Gongylonematidae. The record is from the annotation of a GenBank genome assembly.